This is a messenger RNA of Lachancea sp. 'fantastica', 1446 nucleotides long. The record is from the annotation of a GenBank genome assembly. NCBI's taxonomy places the organism in Eukaryota, Fungi, Ascomycota, Saccharomycetes, Saccharomycetales, Saccharomycetaceae.
AUGAGUAAACGUUCGGCAAGCCCCAGUUCAACGCCUACAAAAAGAGCCAAAAAACAUCUGGUUUCAACGAUUCACAAGCACUACAAGUCGAUCAACAGCCAAGAUGAUUUCAAACACAUGUAUAUUGCAGUUGAGCCCUUGGAUAUCUUCUGUUGGGGUACAGGGUCUAUGUGCGAGCUGGGAUUGGGACCUGCUGCCAAAAACAAGGAGGUGAAAAGACCCCGUUUGAAUCCGUAUCUGGGCAAAGAUCAGGCGAAAAUAGUAUCGUUUGCAGUAGGCGGUAUGCAUGUUUUGGCUUUAGGCCAGGAUAACAGCGUUUGGUCGUGGGGAACCAAUGAUUCUGGAGCUUUGGGUCGCGAAACUUCCGGCGCAAAGGUCCAAUUGAAGGAUAUGGACGCUCAAGACAGUAGUGACGACGAAGAUGGUGACCUGAAUGACGAGGAAAGUACGCCAGCAAAGCUCGAUGGAAACGUUUUGCCCCUAGCAGAAGCCAAAGUCGUACAGCUGGCAGCCACCGAUAAUCUCAGUGCAGUGUUGCUCGACAACGGAGAGGUCUACGCCUGGGGUACUUUCAGAUGCAACGAGGGUACAUUGGGGUUCUACAAAGAUACUAUCAGUGUACAAAAAACUCCUUGGAAGAUUCCCAAAUUUUCCACCUCUAAGAUUGUUCAAAUGGCAGCCGGAAAAGAUCAUAUUUUGUUCUUGGACGAAGCUGGGAUCGUAUAUGCAUGGGGUAACGGUCAGCAGUACCAGCUUGGCAGAAAAAUUCUGGAGCGCUCUCGUCUGAGAACUCUAGAUCCCAGAGCCUUUGGUCUCGACAACAUUAAGCACAUUGCGUCCGGUGAAAACCAUUCAUUUGCUCUCAGUAAUGACGGCAAGCUUUAUAGCUGGGGCCUCAACCAAUUUGGUCAAUGUGGUGUCACCGAGCAAGUCGAGGACGGCGCUUUGGUAACAAUUCCCACCGAAGUGCUACUGCCAGAGGGCACUAAAGUGAAGAUGGUCGCUGCCGGAGAACAUCACUCUCUCGUGCUGUCAGAAGAAGGAGAGCUUUACACCUUUGGUAGGUUCGAUAUGUUUGAGAUCGGAAUAGCCAAAGAUAAGUUACCUGAGCAGACUUAUAUCGAUGCACACAACAAGCCUCGUGCUGUCCCAGUUCCAACUAAGCUUGAGGAUGUUCCUCGUUUCAAGAAUAUAGCUGCCGGCUCCCACCACUCGCUCGCUAUUUCUGAAGAUGGUGUUGUCUUUUCAUGGGGAUUCGGAGAAACCUAUGCUGUAGGAUUGGGUCCUUCUGGAGAUGACAUAGAGGUUCCUACCAGAAUCAAAAACACAGCAACCCAAGACCAUAAUAUUAUGUUUGUUGGUGGCGGUGGACAAUUUUCUGUUUCUGGUGGUGUGAAAUUGAAGGAGGAAGACGCAGAAAAGCGUGCCGACAAAUAUGACGAUUGA